Molecule: messenger RNA, 1861 nt
Organism: Rubroshorea leprosula
Lineage: Eukaryota; Viridiplantae; Streptophyta; Magnoliopsida; Malvales; Dipterocarpaceae
Source: the annotation of a GenBank genome assembly
GAUUUACGUAGAAAAAAUUGGGCAAUGCUAGGGAAGUGGUGGUAUAGGAUGGGUGAUGGAGUUGACAGCUUGUGGAAAAGGGUGGUGAGGGAGAAAUACUAUGGAGGCAGGAGGGAGGUAGAUAUCACUGCGAUUGAGUGUACAAGGACAUCAAAGCUUUGGAGGGAUAUUAUUAGGAUAGGGGGUCAAUCUUUGAAACAUAGGAACAUGCUAGCUGAGGGUUUCAAGUGGGAGGUGGGGGAGGGUAAUAAAGUGGCCUUUUGGCAUGAGUGGUGGGUUGGAGAUAAAAAUCUUAGGGAUUUAUUUCCAAGGUUAUUUGAGUUAUCAGUGAAGAAGGAAGGAAAGGUUUCCGAAAUGGGAUAUUGGAAUGAGGGUGAAUGGGUUUGGCGGGUUGAGUGGAGGAGGGGAACAAUAGGGCAUGAGAAAAAUGAGGAAGAACUGCUGGAGAAGAUGCUGGAGGGUGUUCAUCUAAAGGAGGGGGUGAGGGAUGUAUGGAAGUGGGUUCAUGAGAUGGAAGGCAAAUAUGUGAUAGGCUCCCAACAAAGGAAAACCUUAAAAAACGUGGGAUUCAAUUUCAAGAAGGGGUUUUUUGUGAAUGUUGCAAUGGAACAGUGGAGGAAGUUAAUCAUUUAUUUUGUGUAUGCUAUAAGGCUUGGUAAAUAUGGAGCAGAAGGGGGUCACUGGAUGGACUGGGUGCGUGAUGGCAGGAACAUAGGAUCGUUAUGGUGGAGAGACGUCCGAAGACUCAAAGCCGGGGAGGGAGUGAAUGUGAGAUGGUUGUGGGAGGAUUUUAGACUCAAGAUAGGGGAAGGGAGAGGUGUUAAAUUCUGGUGGGAUACAUGGUGUGGGGAGGAGUGUCUAGCUAACAAAUUUCCUAGACUGUAUUUAUUGUCAACAGGGAAACAAAAAGAAUGUCAUGAAAUGGGUAAUGAGGAUCGAACCACAUGGAAAUGGAAUUUAUCUUGGAGACGAAAUUUGUUUGAGUGGGAAGAAGAAGCAGUUCGAGAACUCAAAGGGAUGAUUGAAGAAGUGAAGAUCACACUAGGCUACCCAAAUAGAUGGAAAUGGAGCCACAGCACAGAAGGCCAAUACUCGACAAAAAUAGCUUAUCAAAGGCUAUCAAUGCUAAGGAAGAACCCAGAGGAAGAAAAAAUCUUUAAAAGGGUUUGGAACUCCACUGUCCCUAGCAAAGUGGCUGCAUUUAACUGGAAAUCAUUGCUGGACAGAAUCCCAACUAAGUUAAAUCUGAUCAAAAGGGAAAUUAUCAAAGACAUGGCAGAAGGAAAAUGUGUCUUAUGCAAGGAAGAGAUUGAGGAUGCUGACCAUCUGUUCUUAAAAUGCAAAGUAGCUAGAGGUUUGUGGCAAGCAUGCGCAAACUGGUGGGGAACGAAUUUUACACUUCUCAGAGAUUGCUGGACAACAUUUCAUCAUUUUGGGACAUGGACUACAAAACCACACAUUUCAAAAGGGUGGGAUUGCAUCUGGAAUACAGUUAUAUGGACUAUAUGGAUGGCACGAAAUGGUAAGGUUUUUCAUGAUUCAAAGGUAAACAAAAGUAAACUUUUUGAGCUUAUUCAAUUGAGAUCUUUUGAUUGGAUUAAAGCAAAGAAAGCUAGGUGUUAUUUCAGUCUUUCAGAUUGGAUGAUUGAUCCUACUGCUUGUCUUUUAGUAAAUUGUAGAGGAAAGUAAUAUUGAUCCGAAAGAUAGGAUUAACAUUGAAGGGCUGAUUUUUGUAUUUGUAGUAAAGGUUUGAGUACCCCUUGUACUCAGUUUUUCAUCAAUGGAUUCUUCAUUUGCUGUUUAAAAAAAAAAAGUAAUAAUGUAUAUUAGGGUAAUGACGUAAUACAGGAACAUAAAGGUU